AUGGCCUUUAGUGCAGACUCAGAGGUACUUGAGUACAUGAGAUCAGGCUCAGAAUUAGAAGUUCUCAACCGUUUCCCCCGAGUGAAAGCUGUGUUCAUGAAAUACAACACUGCCACACCAUCCAGUGCACCGAUUUUGGGAGAGAGUGCUGCCAGCAAAGACGGGGCAGGUGCAACUGCCACUUCAGAUCCUGAUGGAGAUGGAGACAUCUCUACAAUGGACCCUGAGCCAGAACUGGUCCAUCGUGGAUCACAGUGCAACAUAAGAUGUUUACAUCGUUCAUUAGGUGUUCAGGUAAAGCCUCAGAUGGUGGAUGUGGGGACUCAAACCGAAAGGUUUGAGCAUCGCAGAUCAACUCCACUGGCCAGUCCUGAACAAAGUGAUGAUGAAUGGUCAUUUUCUUAUAUUGUCAACCAUUCUGGUGAUAUGUCAUGGAGUCCAGGGGAGGAGAUGUUGAGAGAGUCCUCUGAGGAGGAACCAGAAGAGCUGGAAUCUCUCAGUGACCCAAAUGCUGUUGACAAGUUCAUUGUUUGCCAGAGGCAGUUGCUGUCCUUGUUCACAGUUUGCCCUGCAUGCUGUGGGGAAACCCAGGGACACAUAAUGCACCCGGAAGGAACUUUUAUAAAAGUCAAGCAGACCUGCGGAACUUGUGGCUAUGAGCGUUACUGGCAAAACCAAGAGAAGGUGCAUCGAAACAUGCCUGCCUGCAACCUUUUACUCAGCGGUGCCAUCCACUUCUCAGGUUGCAUGGCUACUCAGACAAUCAGGAUGCUGAAGCUGUUUGGACUGCAGUGCAUAAGUCCCGGCACUUUUUUCUGCCAUCAGCGCUAUUACACUAUCCCUACCAUCGUGCAGGCCUGGAGGAAUGAGCAGAGUGGGAUCAUCAGGGAGUUGAAGGAGACUGGGGGUGGAUUGAUCCUGUCUGGUGACUGCAGGUAGA
Carassius carassius (crucian carp) is the source of this 940-nucleotide messenger RNA. RefSeq lists its product as uncharacterized. NCBI's taxonomy places the organism in Eukaryota, Metazoa, Chordata, Actinopteri, Cypriniformes, Cyprinidae. Bases 1 to 939 code for a protein of 312 amino acids. The transcript is spliced from 5 exons. The record is from RefSeq and is a predicted model, not a curated record.